UGAAGUGCAGUGGCAGGAAUACCAGAGAUCCUCUGUCUCCUGCCUGUUUUUGAGUUGAAAGGAGAGGGUAAAGAUGGUGGAGUCUUUCUGUGCUACCUGGAAGCUGACAGAUAGUCAAAACUUUGACGAGUAUAUGAAGGCUUUAGGUGUGGGCUUUGCUACUAGGCAAGUGGGAAAUGUGACCAAACCCACAGUAAUUAUCAGUCAGGAAGGAGACAAAGUGGUGGUCAGGACUCAAUGCACGUUCAAGAACACAGAGAUCAGUUUUCAUCUGGGAACAGAGUUUGAGGAAACCAGUAUAGAUGACAGAAACUGUAAGUCUGUUGUGAGCCUGGAUGGAGACAAACUCAUUCAUGUACAGAAAUGGGAUGGCAAGGAAACCAAGCUUGUACGGGAAAUUAAGGAUGGCAAAAUGGUUGCGACUCUCACUUUUGGUGAUGUUGUUGCUGUUCGUUAUUAUGAGAAGGCCUAGGGAAGCCACUGGUCCCAGACUGAAGAAGUUCUUCCAUUAUUCUCUGUACUGGGGCCUCAGUACUGUCCUAUGAUUGCAGCUCAGCUUUUCCCUUAUUAGAAGGUUAUCCUUGGUCUGGAGGCAGAAAAUGGUGAUUUACAAACUUGUUUGACCAACCAACCUGUCAAAUUUUUGAU
Molecule: messenger RNA, 648 nt
Organism: Dipodomys spectabilis (banner-tailed kangaroo rat)
Lineage: Eukaryota; Metazoa; Chordata; Mammalia; Rodentia; Heteromyidae
Gene: Fabp7
Product: fatty acid binding protein 7
Exons: 4
Coding region: 74-472 (132 amino acids)
Biological process (GO): fatty acid transport
Cellular component (GO): cytosol; nucleus
Molecular function (GO): fatty acid binding
Source: RefSeq, a predicted model, not a curated record